Alternaria metachromatica is the source of this 3210-nucleotide messenger RNA. RefSeq lists its product as uncharacterized. Gene Ontology annotation, molecular function: FMN binding; NADPH-hemoprotein reductase activity; heme binding. The record is from RefSeq and is a predicted model, not a curated record. NCBI's taxonomy places the organism in Eukaryota, Fungi, Ascomycota, Dothideomycetes, Pleosporales, Pleosporaceae. The coding region runs from base 1 to 3210 and encodes 1069 amino acids. Gene Ontology annotation, cellular component: cytosol. The transcript has 2 exons.
AUGGUGGAGCUUGAACCUAUCCCCGGCCCUCCUGGCCUGCCCAUCGUUGGCAACAUCACAGACAUCGAUGCCACAAACCCCAUACAGUCUAUGUGUAAUCUGACACUGAAAUACGGCCCGAUAUGGAAGUUCUACCUUGGCGGCGAGCGUGUCGUUAUCGCAAACCAAGCUCACAUGGACGAGAUCUGUAACGAGGAGCGGUUCUCGAAAAUUAUAGCGGCAUCACUAGAACAGGUCCGCAACGGUGUUCACGAUGGUUUGUUCACAUCCUACGGACCACAAGAAGAGAACUGGGGUAUUGCGCAUCGCGUUCUGCUUCCUCAACUCGGCCCGCUCGCCAUUCGCAACAUGUUCAACGAGAUGCACGACAUUGCGUCGCAACUCGUCAUGAAGUGGGCAAGACACGGCCCUGAGCACACCAUACAUGUUACGGAUGACUUCACCCGGCUGACUCUCGACACCAUCGCCCUUUGCGCCAUGGACUAUCGUUUCAACUCCUACUACUACCAAAAGAUGCAUCCAUUCGUUGAUGCCAUGGCCGACUUCCUCAAGACCAGUGGAGACCGCGCAAGGCGAGACCCCAUCUCGCAGAUGUUCUACGGCGCCGAGUCGCAAAAGUACUGGAAAGACAUCGAACUGCUCCGCAAGACCAGUCUGGACGUCAUCAAGACGAGGAGAGAGAAUCCGACUGAUAAGAAAGACUUACUGAACGGCAUGUUGAAUGGUGUUGACUCCAAGACUGGCAAGAAGAUGACGGACGAGAACGUCAUUGACAACAUGAUCACCUUCUUGAUUGCUGGACAUGAGACAACAUCGGGCUUGCUAUCGUUCACCUUCUACUAUCUUCUCAAGAACCCUCAGGCGUAUGAGAAGGCGCAACAGGAAGUCGAUGAUGUGAUUGGCAAGGGCCCGAUUACUGUUGAUCACUUGACGAAGCUUCCCUACUUGAACGCUGUGCUCCGCGAGGCUCUUCGUCUUCAACCUACCGCGCCUUCGGUCGGAAUGACUGCCAAAGAAGACACCACGAUUGGAGGAAAGUAUGCAGUCAAGGCGGGCGUUCCUCUCGUUGCGUUGUUCCCGAUGGUCCACCGCGAUCCGGUCGCAUACGGUGAGGAUGCCGAGGAAUUCCGACCUGAGCGAAUGCUUGAUGCUGAGUUUGAGCGACGCAACAAAGAGUUCCCCAACUGCUGGAAGCCCUUUGGCAACGGCAUGCGAGCCUGCAUUGGAAGGCCAUUCGCCUGGCAAGAGGCCCUCUUGGUGCUUGCGAUCCUUCUCCAGAACUUUAACUUCACCAUGGAAGACGCGUCGUACCAACUCCAGAUCAAGCAGACGCUCACGAUCAAGCCCAAAGACUUCUACAUGCGCGCCCACCUCCGGAAUGGAAUCUCCGCGACAUCGCUCGAGCGCUCGUUGGCAUCGGCUACGCUCAACGACCCUCCUCCUGUGAAUGGCGCACCCGCUGUCAGGAAAGAGAAGACCACCAAGGGCAAGCCUAUGGCCAUUUACUACGGCUCCAACACCGGAACAUGCGAAGCGCUUGCUAACCGCCUUGCUGGCGACGCCGCAAACCAUGGGUUUAACGCAGAAGUUGUGGACACUCUGGACGCCGUGCGCGAGAGUAUCCCCACCGACAAGCCCAUUGUCAUCAUCACCGCAUCCUACGAGGGCGCGCCUACUGAUAAUGCCGCACACUUUGUCAACUGGAUCGGUACCCUAAAGGGCAAGGAGCUGGAGAAUGUCUCGUAUGCCGUCUUCGGAUGCGGUCACAAGGACUGGGCGAAGACAUUCCACAAGAUCCCCAAGUACCUGGACGCUACACUCGAAGAAAGAGGUGCGACUAAGAUGGUUUCGAUGGGUAGCACCGACGCUUCAUCAGGAGACAUCUUCACCGACUUUGAGACCUGGGAGGACCAAGUAUUGUGGCCCACCAUGCGCGAGAAGUACGGAUCAUCAGAGGCCGAUGGCGAAGGUUCGUUGGAGACAACACUUGACGUCGAAGUCACCGCUCCCAGGUCAUCUACGCUACGUCAAGAUGUUCGUGAGGCUCGUGUGGAGGAGAUCGAGGUACUCUCCGGCGGAGACGCAGGGCAGAAGAGACACAUCGAGAUCAGUCUCCCCUCGGACAUGACAUACUCAGCGGGCGACUACUUGGCUAUCCUGCCUUUGAACCCCAAGGAGAACAUCCAGCGCGCGAUGCGACACUUCGGGUUGAGCUGGGAUUCAAUGCUCACUAUCUCCUCAGCUGGCCCCACUACGCUUCCUACAGAUACACCCGUCAGUGCCAUCGAUGUCCUUGGCGCGUACGUAGAACUUGCUCAACCUGCCAGCAAGCGUAAUGUGCUUGCGCUUGUUGAAACUACACGCGACGAGGCCGAGAAGAAGGAACUGGCGCGUCUCGCGGAUGAAGCCUUCAGCUCUGAGAUCACCGCCAAACGCGUGUCGGUUCUCGAUCUCCUCGAGCGUUUCCCCUCGACUAAGCUGCCACUCGGCGUCUUCCUCAAGAUGCAGCCACCAAUGCGAGUGCGCCAGUACUCCAUCUCGUCGUCGCCUCUGUGGAACCCGAACAACGUCACCCUCACAUACUCUGUUGUCAACCAGCCCGCCCUCAGCGGUCAAGGCCAAUACGUGGGUGUAGCUACUAACUACCUCGCGAACCUUGCGCCGGGUGACAGGCUGCAUGUCAGCGUGCGCCCAUCGCACAAGGCCUUCCACCUACCCAAGGACUCCAAGAGCGUCCCUGUCAUCAUGAUGGCAGCCGGCACCGGUAUCGCCCCCUUCCGCGGCUUCAUCCAAGAGCGCGCCGCCCAGAUCGCUGCCGGCCGCAAGCUAGCGCCCGCCAUCCUCUUCUACGGCUGCCGCUCGCCAACCACGGAUCUCAUGUAUGCCGACCUACUCAAGCGCUGGGAAGACAUGGGCGCCGUCUCACUCCGCCUCGCCUUCUCGCGCAAGGCAGACGAGUCGCUUGGCUGCAAGUACGUCCAAGACCGUGUCUACCACGAUCGCGCCGACGUCAUCGAGCAGUUCGAGGCGGGCGCGAAGCUCUUUGUAUGCGGCUCGCGCGGCGUGGGCGACGGCGUGCAGGAGACGCUGAUUCGGAUCGCGAAGGAGCGGUUGAAGGAGAAGGAGGGGCGGGAGGCGGAUGACGCGAAGGCGAGGGAGUGGUUUGAGGGGCUCAGGAAUGAGAGGUUCGCUACCGACGUGUUCGAGUAG